This is a messenger RNA of Stegostoma tigrinum, 4843 nucleotides long. RefSeq lists its product as uncharacterized. The record is from RefSeq and is a predicted model, not a curated record. The coding region runs from base 645 to 4799 and encodes 1384 amino acids. Gene Ontology annotation, molecular function: histone H3K36 methyltransferase activity. Gene Ontology annotation, biological process: regulation of DNA-templated transcription. The transcript is spliced from 16 exons. Gene Ontology annotation, cellular component: chromatin; nucleus. Lineage: Eukaryota; Metazoa; Chordata; Chondrichthyes; Orectolobiformes; Stegostomatidae.
GAGAGAUAGGGAUAGAUACAAGGCGGGGUAUAAAAGGAAAAGAACCGCACGGUCAAUACUGAUAUCGUUGCUACCAUUUUUUAAAUUUUUUUUUAGGAAGAAAGUAUUUUUUGGCAAAUAGCGUCUCUUUUUAAGGUCUGGGGUUUGAAGGCGGGGGCUGGAGAGGAAGGAGGAGGUUCUGCCCACCAGCCUAGGCCUAGGACAGGCAGCCAAUAGAGUUGUGGAGCAGCAUGGAAAUGCAGGGGUACUGAGAUAUUUGGGGAGGGGUGGGGUAUUGAACCGCAUUUGAGGUUUGGAGCAAAAAAAAACACAAAGACGUGGUCACGUUUUGUGUCUGCUCUUUUUUUUUGUUCAACCCUCCCCUCCCGCGUUCUCACCCGCCUUCUAUUGAUAGGAGUGCAAAUGUGCCAGGAUAGCUGAGGAUGAAGGGCAGCCAUGUUGCAAUAGGAACUUUUCAUGCAAAAGCUUAAUCCAACUCGUGAUUAUCGUUUGUUUUUUGGUGAGGAAGGUUAAGUGGUGUAAGGUCUUUAAAUAAUACAUGAUAAAAUGUCGUUAAUUUAAAUGAACUGUCAUUGCAAAAGGAAGGAGCACGGGAUCCGAAGUCAUUCGAGAGGAAAAAAGGUUAAGAAUAUCUCGAGGACAAGAUGGAUCGUUCCUGUGAAUAUGAAUUGUCAGGCAGUGUUUUGCCGUUUGCUAAUCUGCAGCAGUUCCCAAAUUCUUUGGGUUUUGAUGUUUCUGAAAUUAAUGAUCGAAGUUGCAGGCCAGGACAGAAUAUUUGUGAACAAGAAUGUUGUAAUCUGCAGGACAGAAGUGCUAUUCAAUUGUCUACUGACUCAAAGGAUGGUGCACCAUCUGCAUUUAAUGGACAUGUUUCAGCACCGCCCUAUAUUCCGUUGCGCCGACUUCAAGAUCUGGCUUCUAUGAUUCCUACAAGGUUUUCUGAGACCUCAGAGACAAAACAGUGGCCUGAAUCACCUGAGGGCUCUCCUAUCCGGGAUUGUUGUGCAAUUGAUGAAGGCAGACGCACUCCUCCAGUAUCUGAUUCUACCCAAAAUGGUUCUCCAGAGCUAAAGUUAAAGAUAACUAAGUUGGUUAUGAAUGGAAAGAUGAUGUUUGAAUCAUCCAUCUGUAAUGAGGUGGAAACAGAGGAUGCAAAGGAUUCUCAAGAUCAUUCGUCUAUCAUCAAAGAGGUUGAAAUACCAGUAUCGCAUAGAGCAAAAAGAAUGAGAAAGAAAAACAUUAAAUACAGUCCCUCCCAUGAAUCUGAACAGAAAGUGGACAAGAUAUCCUUUUAUCCACCACCUGUUCCAGUGGACGGAAGGAAGACCUGCGCUGGAAGGCGGAAGAAGGUGAUUCCGGUGAAAUUUGAGGUUGGCGAUUUGGUAUGGGUGAAAUUUAGUAGACGUCCUUGGUGGCCUAGUGCUGUCUGUCUUGACCCUCUACUGAAGACUCACUCCAAAAUGAAAGAACCCAGCAGGCGGCCCUGCCGACAAUAUUACGUUCAGUUUUUUGGCGUCGUUGUCGAACAUGCCUGGGUUGCAUCAGCAGUGGUUGAACCAUUUGAAGGAAGACAUCAGUAUGAGCUGCUGGUUCAAAGAAAUACCAAAAAUGGGGAAGCUGAUGUGCAUAGAAAUAAGGUUUCUGUUAAAGUGCACACACAGUGGGAAACUGGUGUUGUUCAGGCAGAAGAAGCACUUUCUAUGUCUGUUGAGGACAGAAUAUCCAAAUAUUGCCUAAUUAGCGAGGAUGGUUUGCUUCACAUGGCUGGGAAAGAAAAGCUUGAAAUUCAACUAACUUCAGAACCCAAGGACCUAAACAUUUCAGCUGACUCCAACAGUCACUGCAAUAAUUCAGAAGAUUGCCAUGCUACAUAUGCACACCAGAAUAACAAGACAGAUACCAGCUCCUCAAUUAGGUGUUCUUCUGACUGUAAAACGAGAAAACGCAUGAGAAAUAAACUGUUAAAGGCCAGAGUUCCUAUCAGUGAAUCUUCACAGUGUACAUACAAUACAAACAGUACAGUAAAUAAUAUGCAGAUGAAUUCUGCAACCCUUAUAAAUGGUUUUGCAGAGGCAUCAAAUGAGAUCAUCACUGGAAUAGAGGGUUCAACCCCGAAAUCCUGUAUCGUUGAAAGUUCUUCCAUAUAUAAUAAUAAUAAUGUCAUAAGUACAUCAGAGAUUGUUUCAGCUGCAACAGCUGUAUUAAAUUGGUCAGAUGAAGGAAUUUCUAAGGAGCCAUUUAAUAUAGGAAAUGGUCCAACUACAAUUGAAUACAAGACCAAAUCUAGUUCUGAACAUUAUGGUGUCUGUAAUGGGACUGGAACUCAGUUUGAAGCCAACUACCAGAACAUGCAGAUAAGGCCACAGGAUGCGAAUGAAGGUAUUCAGCCGGUUGAUGAGCUGGUCCUUGCUCAGAACAUUGAACAUCAUGCUAAACAGAAGGAGUGGAAAAGAACAGAAAUAUUACCCAAUAUUACAGAACUGAAACAGCAGUCCUCUUCACUAGUUAUUACUGAAGGCAAACGCCAAAGAAAACCCAGUAAAAAACUGCUGGAAUCGACAGAAGAUUAUGACCAGUUGUUUAUCUCUAAAAAGAAACUCAAAACAUGCCUUCAACCGUUAUACCAGGACACAACAGAAUGUUUAGACAAAACAACCCAUCAAACAGAAUCACAAGAAUCUAGAUGCUGCAAUACUGAAUCAAAGAGGAGGCGGCGGCGCAAAAAAAAUUUGAAUCACGCUCAGACAGCCCAUACGCAGGACAUGGCCCCAUCUAUGAUUGCAGUGGACCCUGUCACAUCAAGAUCUGUAAUAUGUCAAGCCAUGCCAAUGCCUUUAACAGUCCAAGGUAUUUCCUCACCUGUAGCACAGCUAGCACUCUCUACUUCAGUAGUAAAGCCAGCCAUACCCACAUCUCCUAUGAAACAGUGUUUAUUUGUUCCUCCUAUGGAGAAAACCCGGGCAACGCCUGCAGUGGAGGCGCCCCAGUCCGUGCCCGCAGUGGAGGCACCCCAACCUGUACCCGCUGUUGCAAAACCUCAGCCCACACUUGCCAUGGAGAAAUGUCAGUUUCUGCCUCCAGCAGAAAAUUCUCAUUUGUUGCCUACGAUACAAAAGUCCCAAGCUGUAUGUGCAACAGAAGAUUCUCAGUCCACACCUACAAUGGAGAAAUUUGAAACCAUGUCAGCAGGGACACAAUCUCCAUCUAUGCCAGCAGGGAAGCAAUCCCAAUAUGUUUAUGUAGCAGACCAAAGCCAGUCCAUGCCUGCAGCAGAACUGUCCAACCACAUGGAUGCAGAAGAUCAGUCCCAGGUUUUACCUACAAAGGAACAGUUUCAGUUCUCACCUGCCACAGAGCCUCUAACUGCUCUAUCAAUAGAAUGUAAGCAGGCCGUACCACCAGAAGAAGCUCCUCUGCCCUUAUCCUUGGAAAGUUCAACACAACAAGCAGAAUCACAGCAGAUUAAAACAGGCAGCAUUGUUAAGAAGAGGUGGCAACACAGAAAUUAUCUGAAUACUCAACAGAUUUAUUCUACUCCACAACCAGCUCUUGGGGCUAAAGCAGAGAGAAUACUUUCACAACUAUCCACUUCACCCGAAAAUGCCGAAGGAAAGCGUCAAAGAAAACCAACUAAGAAGCUAUUGGAAUCAACAGAAGAUUUUGAUCAACUUUUUAUCCCAAAGAAGAAAUUUAAACAAGAUCCUCAUCGCUCCCUAAAGGCCACCCCACAGUCCGAAGCCAGAUCCGUAAAGAAGCUUCAAAGAAAAGUAACUGAUCCCGCUCCACAGUCUACAAAACCCGAUUCAGGUGAAAACAGCAACUCGAGCAGAAGAACUAUUUGUAAAAAUGAGAAAAGACUUCGACAAACAUCAACAUCUAAUAGGGACCAAAAUCGUCUCAGAUCUGUAAAUGAGAAAAAGAAUGAUACUCAGCCAGACUCUGCAGAUGAAAAUGACUUAGAUCUGUUUUUAUCAACAUCAAGGAAGUCACAAGUGGAACGUGGUGGAGGGGCUGCAAAGAAAGAAAAUGUCUGCCAGCUGUGCGAGAAAACUGGAGAGUUGCUGCUAUGUGAAGGACAGUGCUGUGGCGCCUUCCAUUUAAAGUGCCUAGGUUUAACCAAAAUGCCUGAAGGGAAAUUCAUGUGCAGAGAAUGUACCACAGGUGUUCAUACUUGCUUUGUAUGUAAAGAAAAUGAGAAGGACGUGAAGCGAUGUCUUAUGCCAUUGUGUGGGAAGUUUUAUCAUAUGGAUUGCAUUAAAAAAUACCCUACCACUGUAAUGCAGAAUAAAGGAUUCCGGUGCUCACUUCACGUUUGUCUGUCUUGUUACGCCUGCAACCCUACUAAUCCAAGAGCGAGCAAAGGUCGAAUGAUGCGCUGUGUGCGGUGUCCUGUGGCUUAUCAUGCCAGCGAUAAUUGUUUGGCAGCAGGAUGUGUGGUCCUGGCUUCAAACAGUAUCAUAUGUACUAACCACUUCACUCCACGGAGGGGCUGCAGGCAUCAUGGUCAUGUCAAUGUGAGCUGGUGCUUUGUAUGCUCAGAAGAUGCUGUCAGACCUGCCAAGCUUUACCUGCAACUUUGUUUUUGUCCACUGGUUACAUAUGACCAAACUGAAAAAGAACCCAUUAUCCCACUCCUGUUUCCAGCCCGUGAGCCAAUUCUGUAUCCAGGCCAGUGUGCUACCUCAAACACCACGGGCUUUUAUCUUCUGACUUCACCUUUUUGUGAUGUACUGUUGAAUGCCUUCUGGAAGUCCAGUAUACAGCAUGCCUCCUGGCUUCCCUCCAUCCAGUCUUGUUGAGACUUCCUCAAAAAACUGUAAUAAAUUAGUCGGACAUAAUUUUC